AUGAGAAAGCUUUUGGGGUGUUGGGCAAAUAUGCUUCCUGACUGCAUUGUCGGCGACCUUGAUUCUAUCCGCCCCGCAGUGCGAGAACACUAUGAGAGACUCGGAGUGCAUGUCCUCCAAGAUCCAGAUCAAUACUCAACAGACUUCACAAAGUGUCUGACAUAUCUCAACGCACAUGCUGCAGAGAUUAUAGCUUCUCCCCGAAAAGGAGCAAAAACUGCCAAAUCAGACACGAAUGGCGCAGGUGGAAGCACAUCAACCUCACCAUCCGAUCAAUCGCCUCUGGAAAUUGUAAUCCUCGGCGGUCUAGGCGGCCGCGUGGAUCAAGCCUUUUCCCAAGUCCACCAUUUGUAUAUGAUGACACAGACGCAGCGCUCAAUCCGUGAGAAUGAAACUAACACCUCAACUCCCGAUGCCAAGCCAGCUGCAGGUGGGAACCUUUAUCUCGUCUCCGAGGAAAGCAUUACCUUCAUCAUACAAACGGGGAAGAAUACAAUCCACACGCCAGCAACAAAACGAGCAGACAUUGCGACAACGUCGGCAUCUGAUGUAAGCAAGUCACCGAGAAAACGGAAGCGUGAGCAAGAGCAGGAGCAAGAACAAGAACCGGAAUACUUCUUUGAAGAAAAUAUCGGGAUCAUUCCCCUCUCGGCACCCGCCAAUAUUACAACUCAUGGGUUUGAAUGGGACGUGGAGAACUGGCAUACCGAGAUUGGAGGGCAAAUAUCCACGAGUAACCAUAUUCGUGCCGAUAAGGUGGAGGUUGAGACCUCUGUGCCGGUUUUGUUCACAGUGGAGUUGGCGGAGAGGUUGAAGAGGUGA
Molecule: messenger RNA, 822 nt
Organism: Penicillium digitatum Pd1
Lineage: Eukaryota; Fungi; Ascomycota; Eurotiomycetes; Eurotiales; Aspergillaceae
Source: RefSeq, a predicted model, not a curated record